AUGGGUAAAAAGAACAACAAGAACAAUAAGGCGAAGGGUAAACCUCAAAGUCCUUCUGUUAAGAUACCUCCCACCCCAAUUAGCGCCACACAAAACACACCUGUGACCUCGAAUGGCAAGAAAAAAACAUUUGCAGAUUCACAGUCCAACUUGGGAUCUCCAUAUCAUACACCUCUCACAUCACCCUCGACCCCUACGGCUGAUUUACCAUCUAAUGAUUUGGUGGUGCAGAAAUCGUCGGACUCGGCGGAGACGCAGAAACAUGACGCGUCAGACCGACUUCCAGAUCCAGAUACGGAAGCAGAGCAGGACCAUAGUCAAGAGCAGUCGAACGGGGAACAAAGCCUGGGUGGGAUUUCAGGACCAGAAUCAAACCUAGAACCAGGCCCAAAACAAGAGACAGCAAGUGAUACAGGGCAAGCAGUCUUCUCACCAAAUGACGCAAACCAACAUCAGGAAGAUCCAAUCCCCCCGACCUUGGGCGAUACAGAGGAACUGCUUACAGAAGGAAAGCAGGAACCGUCCCAACAGUCGCAUGGCGAUGACGUCCCCCGAGAGCAAGUCUCCGCAGUGCUACCAAAACCAGACCCCGACCCAGAAGAAACCUUGAAAUGGGACUCGCUAAAUGUCAAACGUGUCGAAUCACCAUCAGGGCCUGGAAACUCGUUGAACGAGCAUGCCGAUACGAUAGAGGCGCCUGGACUAAUAGAGGAGCAGGGAAUGCCCGAGGGUCAAACGGAGGGGAGAGACAACACAUAUGAUUCACAGACUGGAUACAUAGAAGCAUUUGGGCCUUCUCCUGAGGUUGCAGGACAAACAGAGGUACAAGUAGAAGCAGAAACAUUGGACACCAAGAGUCAUUCUGCUACUACGGAGGAUCAAACUCAAGCGCAACACGAAGCUGAAGGCAUAAGGACUGGAGAAGAAUUGGCUUCAGUAAACACCGAAGCAGAGGAUUACAGAGACGCUAACAUCCAACCUGAAGCCGUUGUUGAAUCUAAAGCCGAAGUGGAACUACAAACUGGAGAGGAUGCAAAUGUAGAUCCAGCAAAUGCUAUGGCGGAAGCUUCCACAAAUGCGCAAACAGAGGCAGACCCCGGGAUUAAUGCUAAACCCGACUUAGUCGAUGAGGUCAAACUGGUUACCGAGGCACAGGUGGAUAUCGAGGGGCAAGAGAACCACCGAACGGAGGAUGCAAACUCCGGCUCGGAAUUCCUAACAGAGACGGGUUUACAAGAUGUGCAAUGUCAGAGCGACAAUCGAGAAGAUUUGGUCAUCGGAGCGGCUGAUGGACGAGGGGAAGCCGACGGUGAAGCUUUUAAAAAAGCGGAAGUUGGUGCCAUGAUUGUGGCGUCAGAUUUAGGAGCCGGAUUAGAAGACCAUGCAGAAAUUCUCGCAGGUUCGGAGGCCAAAACUGAGGUAGUGGGAGAGACUGAGGAAGAGGAGGCAGGAAUCACCACUGAAGGCUAUCCAGACGUUGACACGAUCGAUCCCAAACCUCAAGCUGAAGAGAAUGGGCAAGAUGUAUCACCAGAGGUCCCAGAUGCUGCAGGGCUGGCUAACACUGCAGUAGGCUUUCAGAGCGAAACACAACCUGUGUCUGUAACAGAGAUAUCGGUCGAUAUGAAGGAUACAGUCGAAAUAGAAGAGACACUAUCUGCAGUUGGAUUUGACGAACACCAUCAACCUAUGGAUGAGAAGAAGUUUGAAGCAGAUAGAAUGGAGGGUGAAUUGACAGAGUCGCAAGGAAUUACUGCAAUGAGAGAACUGGAGGCAGAGAAUGAGGUGGUAGCUGACGAAGAGCUUUCUUCACAGGAAACUGCGGUAGAAGGUCAUGCCGAAGAAGUGGUCGAACAUGAAGAUGAAGUUGAGAUGGAAGUUGAGGCAGACAUCGAGGGUGGAUAUGAAAUGCGAUUUACAGAGGAUGAUGAAGAGACUGAGAAUGCAAUUAACACUGAUGUGCACGCCGCAGUCAAAGGACAGGAAGUUGUGGAGGAGCGCGCUGAAGCACAGUUUCAGGCUAACGCAGCAGUCGAAGAGACACACGAUGAAGAAGACUCUGACAUCCAGAUUGAAAUCGAGGAGGCGCCCUCCGAAGAAUGUGUAGCCGAUGAGGUCGCCGCUUCAGAAGCGCUGAUGGGUGAAAGAGUAGAGACACCAGCUCAUAUCGUACAAAACCCUCCCCUUCCAUCCUCAACAGACCAGUCGCAGGAACCAAGUCCCACUCUUUCCUUGAGCGUGGAUGAUGUUGCUUCUAAGGACAUCCUUGCAAUUGCGAACGUUCUGGCCAAUAUGAAGUCGGCAUUAAUGUCUAUGUCGGAGGCCUUUGGUCGCCUUGGAGAUCAAGUCGAGGGGAUGGUGUCCCUCAGCGUCGAUAUCAAGGCGGCAGAUCAGAUCCGUCAACUUCAAGUCAUGUUUGGUAACAAAAUCGCAAAGCAUAAGGCUGACAUCGAAUCAUUGCGGAUUUUUCUGAAGAGCAAAAUCAAAGAAGUGGUUGAAGAAAAAAUUCGAUCCCACCUGUAUGAGCUCGUCAAGGACUCCAUCCAGCAUCGAAUAGAAGAGAAAGUAAGAGAUCAAUGUUACCUCAGGGAAGCUCGUCACCACAAUUCUCUUCAAACAGUACCUGGUCCGAAUGCGCGCCUGAGGCCCCUGUUGCGACCUCUUCCAACGCCAGAGCAAUCUCCUAUUAUACACAUAAGUCGCUCGAGCUCGCUUGAAACCUCGACUCUUGCCACCCCAACUACAGCAUUUCCACAAGUCCCGGCUCCCACACCCAUCAAACGAGUCACUUCGAGCUCAUUAAGAUCAGCCUUGAUGCCAGAGACUGUUCCACCCACACCGUCUGUUCACUUCCCUCGUGAUUUGUCAGCAUUGUUUGCACUUAGUCAAGACGAGACGAGGAGGCUUUUGCGCGAGUAUGGAUUAGACAGUGCGACAUCGUCUCCUGUGAGAGAGACUGUGAGGCCGAGAGGGCUUUCCAUUGUCUCUGAAGAAAGCACCAAUGCCGGUCACAACAAUAAGUUUGAUCUUGAGGAAGGGUCAGAGGCACAUGCAAAAGAUAUGAACAAACUCAUGUCUCAUUUCGGGGUGCGUUCUUUUUAUGCCUCUUAUCUUUUAAUCGGGCUGAGCGAACUGAAGGUUCCUUUCCUGAUGAUUCCUGGGCCGAAGGAGAAAAUCGACCAAGCUGCUCCGUUAUCCUCAAGAAGUCGGCGCAAACUUCUCACUCCCUUAAUCAUAAAGUGA
This is a messenger RNA of Psilocybe cubensis, 3243 nucleotides long. RefSeq lists its product as uncharacterized. The record is from RefSeq and is a predicted model, not a curated record. The transcript is spliced from 3 exons. Bases 1 to 3243 code for a protein of 1080 amino acids. NCBI's taxonomy places the organism in Eukaryota, Fungi, Basidiomycota, Agaricomycetes, Agaricales, Agrocybaceae.